This is a messenger RNA of Bactrocera latifrons, 1019 nucleotides long. RefSeq lists its product as uncharacterized. Lineage: Eukaryota; Metazoa; Arthropoda; Insecta; Diptera; Tephritidae. The record is from RefSeq and is a predicted model, not a curated record. The transcript has 5 exons. The coding region runs from base 134 to 739 and encodes 201 amino acids.
AAAUUAUUUAAUCAGUUUGAUUUUUUUCUUGGCGGUGAACGCGCGCGGUUUUAGCGUGCUUGCUUCUAGCUAAUUUAGUGCGAUAUUAUAAAUUUAGUGAAUAUAGAGUUUUUAGUGUAAUCACGCAGAAGCGAUGGCAUCUCACAAAUUAUUUUUAGUGUGUUUACUCUUGGCUGCAGUAGUGGCAGGUUACACGCAGCUACCGAAUGAAAUUUAUAUAGAAACAGUAGCGUAUGGAGCACCACAUGAAACAGUUAAGACAAUGGCGCCGGAAGAUGUUCCGAAAUCGCGUACAAAGCGCGGCAUAUUUUGGGACUUUUUUCAGAAAAUGGUGACGACUAAAAAUUUACUUGUUGAUCAAUAUGUUGACACCAGAGACACACUUAGCGACGUCUACAAUUUACUGAAUGAAGGAUUCAGCGAUCCAGCGCCGCCAAAAGCGACUAUAAGGCCACCUACAAGUACAAUGAAAACAAGCGAUGAGGAUCAGUCGGGCAGCGCGGAAAUGUCCACCACAACCGAGGCUUACCGAGUGUCACGCUAUGAAUUGGGACGCAUUUUGGGGCGCAACUUCCGCGGUUUGCAGCGUUUGACCAAAAUCGAGUUCCAGGAUGCAUUUAAUCAAUCGCACUACAACAUACAGGAGUAUAAAGAGGAAGCGCGCAAACAAUUCGCAAAUAGUGUUGGUGUGGAGAAGGUGAACAAAAUUAAAGGCUUGAAAGCGGCUAUCGCUGGCUGAGAUGAAGCUUACAAUGAGUAUGUGUACAUAUUUCAUGCCGUAGGAAAAACUUUAAAUAAGUAUGCAUUUAAGUCUCAGAAGCUGCUGUAUGUUCAAAUAUAUAUGUAAAUACUGCAUGUAUUUAUUCUUUUUUAGAAUAUUAUGCUAAAUUUUAGAGAAUAUCAUAGUUUUAAAUCAGCUACCGGCAAACUUGUGGAAUGUAUAGAAUGUGUUCUACAUUUUUAUUUGCCUAUUUUAAUGAAAACUAUGCAGUCGAUAAGAAUUUUUUAUAUUUUAGGCG